AUGAGAUCACUCCGGGACCACCAGCUCGACUCACUCAACGCACUCCUCAGCUUCAACCAGCCCACACAGAAGACGACGACGACGACGACGAAGCCCGCCAGCCUGCCGACCUGGAAGGUGCUCGUGCUCGACAAACAGUCCCAGGAUGUGCUGGCAACCACGCUGCGGGUCCAGGACCUCAGAGAACUCGGCGUCACCCUCCACAUGCAACUCAAUGCCGACCGCCCCCCGCUGCCAGACGUGCCCGCAGUCUACCUCGUCAGCCCCUCCCGCGAAUCAAUCAAACGGAUCGCACUCGACCUCGAAAAGGGCCUCUAUGAAUCCUUCUAUCUCAACUUCACCAGCACCCUCUCCAGACCACUCCUCGAAGAACUGGCCAGUCUGGUCGUCGAAAACAGAUCGGACUCACUCAUCGAACAAGUUUAUGACCAGUUUCUGGACUUCAUCGUACUCGACCCCAAUCUGUUCUGUCUCUCCUCUCCAACCGGCUCGACGAACCCCAAUCCAGGCAGCUCGGCGCUAACCAAAAGAACAACCUAUGAAGCCCUCAACGACCCCCGAGCAUCCGAACAAGACAUCGAAGCCAUCGCCGACCAGAUCGCCAAAUCACUCUUCAGCGUAGUCGCAACAAUCGCUCAACUGCCGAUCAUCCGAUGUCCGCGCGGGAACGCCGCCGAAAUGGUCGCCAGAAAACUCGACAGCAAGCUCCGAGAUUAUCUGCUCUCCACUCGCUCCAACAGCGUCUUCACCUCCGAAGGUAGCCGGCCCGUCCUCGUCAUCCUCGAUCGCAACCUCGAUCUUGUCCCGAUGAUCAGUCAUAGCUGGACCUACCAAGCUUUGGUCACCGAUGUACUCGAGAUGAAACUAAACAGGGUCACUGUUGAGGCUCCUGAGAGUGGUAAACUACAGAAGAAAACUUACGACCUGGAUUCAAAGGACUUCUUUUGGGCCAAAAACUCGGCCAAACCGUUUCCAGAAGUAGCAGAGGAGAUCGAUACCGAACUGACAAAGUACAAAUCCGAUGCGGCAGAGAUCACUCGAUCGACGGGGAUCGGAGAUAUCAAUGAUGUCUCACAAAUCGACCUCACAUCCAAUGCAGCCCAUCUCAAAGCAGCCAUCACCGCACUACCCGAACUCACCGCACGAAAGACGACACUAGACACACACAUGAACAUAGCCACGGCCUUACUACAAGGGAUCAAGAACCGAGGGCUCGAUACGCUGUUCCAGAUGGAAGAGUCGAUCACCAAACAGACCCGGCAAUCCCUGCUCGAGGUCCUCAAAGAUCCAUCCAAAGAUCCGACUGACAAACUCCGGCUGAUGCUGGUCUACUAUCUCAGCAACCAGGAGGUGUCCAACGACGAGCUGCUCGAAUACGAGAAGCUGCUCAAAGAGUCCGGGCUCGAGACCUUCGGCACCUGGGAGUAUGUGAAAAAGAUCAGGGAGAUAUCGCGGAUGACCAACUCGAUGGCCUUAGCCUCGGCCAGUGUUGCUGCCCCACCAGCAUCAACCGGUCCAGGAGGCGAGCUUUUCAGAGGAUUCAGUUCGAUCAGCAACCGACUCACCGAUCGAUUGAAAGAGGGCGGGUUGGGCGGCGGGAUCGACAACAUCCUCUCAGGCGUGAAGAACUUCCUGCCGGGACGAAAAGACUUCAUUGUGACCCGACUGAUCGAAGCGCUGAUGGACCCGGCGGCGGCCUCGAACCAAGCCCUGGCGGACAUCGACGACUAUCUCACCCUCGACCCGCGCGCCUCGCGCUCCUUCUCCACCCCCUCGCACCAGAAUAAGAAGGCUAAUCGGAUCGCGUUCUCUGAGGCGAUCGUGUUCGUCGUCGGCGGUGGCGGAUACGUCGAGGCGUCGAACCUCCAAGAAUUCGCCGCCAGAUCUAAUUACAAUGCCGGUGGGGCCGCAGGAUCCGGUGGGCCAGGCGGGAUCGGCAGCGGGGCGAAGAAAAUCACUUACGGGGCUACCGAAAUCUUGUCUCCGCUCGAAUUCAUCACAUCUUUACAUAAACUCUCUCAGCUUUAA
Molecule: messenger RNA, 2028 nt
Organism: Puccinia triticina
Lineage: Eukaryota; Fungi; Basidiomycota; Pucciniomycetes; Pucciniales; Pucciniaceae
Exons: 7
Coding region: 1-2028 (675 amino acids)
Biological process (GO): intracellular protein transport; endoplasmic reticulum to Golgi vesicle-mediated transport
Cellular component (GO): Golgi membrane; cytosol
Molecular function (GO): syntaxin binding
Source: RefSeq, a predicted model, not a curated record